AUGAACAAGUUAAAUCACGAGGGCCUGUUAGUGUUAGAACAACCUUUUAUAAAGGUUCCCCUUGAACAAUUGAAAAAAUCUGCGCGUACUUCCCAGAGACAACUCGACAAAGAAUUUUCAAAUCUCUCGCGCGGUAUUAAUGAUCUCGCUGUUAAAUCUAAACAGGAAGAGAUCAGGACGAAGGAUGUAACAGACGCCUUAGAAGAGAUGGUGGGUCGUUUACAGAAAUUGAAGCGCAAGCUUAAUGAUAUCAAAGAAGAAGAAAGUAUGUAUGUAUCACGAAGUCGAAUACGACUCGAACAUUUAAACGAAUUAACAAAAAUUCCCACGGCGAACGUUGAAGCCUAUGCACAAUGGAGUCGAACUCGAUUAGAUCGGAUUUUAGUAGAUUAUAUGCUACGAGAAGGGUUGAGUAGAACCGCGGAAAAAUUAGCAAAAGAAGACAUCAAUCCCAAGCAAUAUGUGGACGUAGAACUAUUCAGUCAAUCUAAAAGGGUUGAACAGGCUUUACAGAAACAUAGUUGCAGUACAUUGGAAUUCAACCUUCGUCUUCAAGAAUAUAUUGAACUUGUGCGAUCUCGACGUACAUCUGAGGCGAUUGUAUAUUCUCGUAAAUAUUUGACGCCAUGGUCGGAAACGCACAUGAAAGAAAUUCAGCAAGCAUUGGGUUUACUAGCAUUCCCAUCGAAUACAAAUUGUCAACCUUAUAAAAAAUUAUAUGACACAUCGCGUUGGGAGCAACUUAUUCGACAAUUUCGUUCGGAUAAUUUCGCGUUGAAUUCAUUGACUUCGCAGCCUCUUCUCUCAGUGACACUUCAAGCUGGCUUGUCAGCGCUGAAAACGCCAAUGUGUUAUCAACCUGAGAACCGAAACAUCAAUUGCCCGGUUUGUUCGGCGGAUACGCUUGGAAAUUUGGCAGAAAAUUUACCGUUAAGUCAUCACGUUAAUUCUACCAUUGUGUGCCGAUUAAGUGGUGAAAUAAUGGAUGAAGAUAAUGCACCAAUGGCCUUGCCCAAUGGAUAUGUGUAUUCACAUAAAGCGCUUUCGGAUAUGGCAGCAAAGAACAAUGGCAAAGUACAAUGUCCUCGUACUGGAGAUGUGUUUGACGUUUCUCAGUUGAAAAAAGUUUUUAUAUCAUAA
This is a messenger RNA of Ambispora leptoticha, 1140 nucleotides long. The record is from the annotation of a GenBank genome assembly. NCBI's taxonomy places the organism in Eukaryota, Fungi, Glomeromycota, Glomeromycetes, Archaeosporales, Ambisporaceae.